This is a messenger RNA of Symbiodinium necroappetens, 942 nucleotides long. The record is from the annotation of a GenBank genome assembly. NCBI's taxonomy places the organism in Eukaryota, Dinophyceae, Suessiales, Symbiodiniaceae.
AUGACCGUCGCUGAUUCCCCCGUGCAGUGCGACGUUCUGGUGGGCAGCAUCUCAGCCAGCCGGCCAACAGCUUUUUGCUCGCCGGAUGACACCCUGGAUUCGGCCAGCAAUCUUUUGCAGUCGACUGGACGCACGGCCGCGAUCAUAGAAAACGGAGAGAAGACAGUGCUCGGGGUACUGACAGAGAACGACAUGUUGCUGGCAUUUGUGGAAGGGACAGCCUCCAGCUGCACGGUCGGCCAAUGGCUUCAUGGUGGCGAGGACAUUGCGCGAUUGCCCAACUUCCUGGUUCCCCCACUAUCCCUUCAGCCGGAUGUGCCACUCAUGGAAGCUGCAGCACGCAUGGCUGUGAUGACGAAUGGCGACUUUGCUUGUCAUCAUCUGCUGGUAGAUCCGGGGGACACCGAUCGAAAUGUGGCCUUGCUCUCUGCGCUGGACAUUGCCCGUGGCCUCCUCGUAGCAGCUUCUGCGCACGUUGGCGACCAGGCGCUGGAGGUGGCAAGAUUGGCAGUGACACAUGCCAUGAAGGUCUCCGGUGCAGAAGUCAUGAAGGUGCGGCAGGUUGCCAGAAGUACUCUCGCAGAUAGCCUCGGGGAUGCGCUUGACCUUUUGCACAGCUCGAACCAGAAUUGUGUCCUUGCGAUUCCUACAUCGACCGAAGAUGAGGGACAGCAAGAGGAAGAAGGUGAUCAAGUCAUGGAGCACGCCAUAGUGGGUGGUGCCAUAACACCAGGUGACGCUUUGCGGGCCAUCUCGGAGCGGGUCAACUGCAGAAGCUUAAGCUUGGGGAAAUGGCUGCAUAAGUCAGGCAUCAGCCCCGAACAUCGCUUCAUUUCCUCAGAGAGUUCUUUGGCAGAUGCUGCCGUGGGAACCUCAGUCUUUAAGUGCGUGCAGAGUGUUGGAAGAUGUGUACAAUCACAGACAGGCGCCUGCACGGAGUGA